AUGCUUACGCGUGUGUGUAACAUAUCGCAUUUCGUCGCAGCCAAUUACGCCCUCGUUGCCGGACUGGAUCUCAGCUCGGCCCUUAGCGCGCCCGCAACAAUAACAACGCUACGUGCAAGACAUCUAACACUGACACGCUUUAUUGCAAUCACGCUGGACGACGACGCGGGACCAAUAAGCCCCGCUCAACUUUUCCUGUAA
Pieris macdunnoughi is the source of this 201-nucleotide messenger RNA. NCBI's taxonomy places the organism in Eukaryota, Metazoa, Arthropoda, Insecta, Lepidoptera, Pieridae. The record is from the annotation of a GenBank genome assembly.